UAAGCACCGGGCGGGCUGCGGAACUCGGAGUCCCAGAAAGCCUCGCGCCCGCCACGACACCCACGUUUUGUCGUCGCCGCCGCCGUCCCGCCGACUGGGAGGCCGGGGCGUUCCCGGAGACUGGGGCUGCGGGCGGUGUGGCGGAGCGGGCCGGGAGGCCGGAAUGGAGCCCCCCGGAGGGGCCUGAGCGAGGCCGCGCGGGCAUCCGGGCGGCGGGCGGACGACGGGCCGCGGCGGGGCGGACAUGGCUCACCUCCGGGGCUUCGCGCACCAGCACUCUCGAGUGGACCCCGAGGAGCUCUUCACGAAGCUGGACCGCAUCGGCAAGGGCUCAUUUGGGGAGGUGUACAAGGGCAUCGACAACCACACCAAGGAGGUGGUGGCCAUCAAGAUCAUCGACCUGGAGGAGGCCGAGGACGAGAUUGAGGACAUCCAGCAGGAGAUCACUGUGCUCAGCCAGUGUGAUAGCCCUUAUAUCACACGCUACUUCGGCUCCUACCUGAAGAGCACCAAGCUAUGGAUCAUCAUGGAGUACCUGGGUGGUGGUUCUGCACUGGACCUGCUGAAACCAGGCCCUCUGGAGGAGACUUACAUUGCUACCAUCCUGCGGGAGAUUCUGAAGGGCCUGGACUACCUGCAUUCGGAGCGCAAGAUCCACCGAGACAUCAAAGCUGCCAACGUCCUGCUGUCGGAGCAGGGUGACGUGAAGCUGGCAGACUUUGGGGUGGCUGGGCAGCUCACGGACACACAGAUCAAGAGAAACACAUUCGUGGGCACCCCAUUCUGGAUGGCACCUGAGGUUAUCAAGCAGUCGGCCUACGACUUCAAGGCUGACAUCUGGUCUCUGGGCAUCACUGCCAUUGAACUGGCCAAAGGGGAGCCGCCCAACUCUGACCUCCACCCCAUGCGCGUCCUGUUCCUGAUUCCCAAGAACAGUCCGCCCACCCUGGAGGGCCACCACAGCAGAGCCUUCAAGGAGUUCGUAGAGGCCUGCCUCAACAAGGACCCCCGAUUCCGGCCCACUGCCAAGGAACUCCUGAAGCAUAAAUUCAUUACACGCUACACCAAGAAGACCUCCUUCCUCACAGAGCUCAUCGACCGCUACAAGCGCUGGAAGUCUGAGGGCCACGGCGAGGAGUCCAGCUCUGAGGACUCCGACAUCGAUGGCGAGGCUGAGGACGGAGAGCAGGGCCCCAUCUGGACGUUUCCCCCAACCAUCCGGCCGAGUCCGCAUAGCAAGUUGCACAAGGGGACAGCCCUGCACGGCUCACAGAAGCCCACUGAGCCUGUCAAGAGACAGCCGAGGUCCCAGUGCCUGACCACGCUUGUCCGGCCUGUGUUUGGAGAGCUCAAAGAAAAACACAAGCAGAGUGGCGGGAGUGUGGGUGCCCUGGAGGAGCUGGAGAAUGCCUUCAGCCUGGCAGAGGAGUCCUGCCCUGGCAUCUCAGACAAGCUGAUGGUGCACCUGGUGGAGCGUGUACAGAGGUUCUCACAUAGCAGGAACCACUUGACGUCGACCCGCUGAGCGCGCUGCUCUUCGUGGCAAGGGGGAGAAGGGUUUUUAUUUGGACUUUGCUGACUUGGAAGCUCCCUCAUGUUGACUGCAAGGACAGGCCAUCCUGCAGACCUCACAGCCAGGUCACCUUCCUGUUCCCCACCUAGUGUGUUGCUCCAUGUGGCAGCUACCCCACCCUGUCUACGCUCCGUGCUUGGCUGAAGCAACACCUCUGGCAGAGAGCCCAUGGUGAACAAGGGAGUCACUGGCAGGGGGCAUGGCCAUUGCAGCCUUCCUUCUCUCUAAAGCUGGCCCAGCUCUCUGGACUCAGACCAAGGAGCAGAGCAGCUACGGAUCCAGUGGCUCCAUCUUCCCCCACCCUGGGGGCGUUGUCCUCAGGGUCCAUGGUGGCCCAACAUGGUCCUGGACUUGCCUCAUGGUAUGGGAUCAUAUGCUUCGUCGUCUCAUGAGUACUCAAGUCAUCCAGAAUGUUUUGUUUUUUAAGCAGUUUGAACUUAAUCUCAAGUGUUCUGAAGGGUGUUAGUUUUCAUAGAGCAUUGAAGGUCCCACCACUUUAAAUAAAGACGUGGCUUGGA
Messenger RNA from Perognathus longimembris pacificus (Pacific pocket mouse), 2091 nucleotides. RefSeq names its product serine/threonine kinase 25 (gene Stk25). Lineage: Eukaryota; Metazoa; Chordata; Mammalia; Rodentia; Heteromyidae. The coding region runs from base 245 to 1525 and encodes 426 amino acids. The record is from RefSeq and is a predicted model, not a curated record. Gene Ontology annotation, molecular function: protein kinase activity; ATP binding. The transcript has 12 exons. Gene Ontology annotation, biological process: protein phosphorylation.